This is a messenger RNA of Thelazia callipaeda (thelaziosis nematode), 1009 nucleotides long. NCBI's taxonomy places the organism in Eukaryota, Metazoa, Nematoda, Chromadorea, Rhabditida, Thelaziidae. The record is from the annotation of a GenBank genome assembly.
GUGUACCAAAAGUCACUUGUGAAGAAGAUGAUUUAUCACUGGAUGUGAUGACUUCAAAACCGUUCCAUGGUAACAUUUUUGUGAAAGGACGAGCUAAAGAUUCUUCAUGCAAACAGUCAUAUAGCCAUAAUAAUUCAAAUUCAUAUACUUUAUCCCUUGGCAAAUGUGGCAUGCAACGCUUACGAUCAGUUAAUCCUCGAGGGAUUAAUUUUCUCAUUACAGUAAUUGUUUCCUUUCAUCCAGCAGGUUUUAUCACAAAAAAUGAUCGAGCAUUCCAUGUAAAAUGCUUUUAUAUGGAACCUGACACAGUUGUCACAUCAGCUCUUCACGUCAGUCCAUUAGUAACAACAGAACUAUUAGAUGAGUUGAGAUUACCAACUUGUGAGUACAGUGUACGACGAGAUAGUAUCAACGGACCACAACUGGCGUUUGCAAACGUUGGUGAAACAGUAUUCCAUGUUUGGCAGUGCAGUGGUGCAGAGAUGGGUAUGCUGGUGAAAAAAUGCUUCGUAACCGAUGGCGAAGGUAACGACCACAGCGUUCUCGAUAAUGACGGUUGUUCUUUGGAUGACUUAUUGCUUGGAGAGUUGGUUUAUGAUUCCUCGUUAAUGAGGGCUCAUGCUCAAAGUCAAGUAUUCAAAUACGCUGAUAGCAAUCAACUUUUUUUCACAUGUCAAAUUCGGCUCUGCCAGAAAAUUAUGGGUUAUUGUGAAGAAAUGACACCUCCAAAAUGUUCAAAAAGUAGUGCUGAGACAAAAGAGAAGCGCUCUCAACGAUCAGUCACAUCUCAGAAAAGGGAUUUCUUGGAAUUGGAUGUGAGUACCUCGGAAAUGCUUAUUGGAGGAAUCGAUGAUACAUCCAUCGAGACGUCUGCUAUGUGCUUCUCUCCUUUCCUAGUAGCUUUGUCUAAUUUUAUACUAUUUACUUUGGUAACUGUUUUGCUAGCUAUUCUCGUUGUAAUGAGAAAAGAAACACGAAAAACUAUCAUUUGCAUGGCAUGCUUAUGAAU